Molecule: messenger RNA, 459 nt
Organism: Porites lobata
Lineage: Eukaryota; Metazoa; Cnidaria; Anthozoa; Scleractinia; Poritidae
Source: the annotation of a GenBank genome assembly
AUGGCUGAGCCCCGUCUUUUAGUUCUGGGCGAUUCUUUUAUUCGCCGUUUGCGCCUUUUCCUGUCCCGUGAUUCUUACCAUUCUAGCGUUGAUUUCAAGUUAUCUCACCGUGCCUUUAUAAAAUGGCACGGAGUCGGUGGCCGUACGGUUUCCAAAACGCUACAUCUUGACUUGAAUGUUAUCGAGUCCUUUCGACCGGAGAUAGUUAUAAUGCAGUUGGGUUCCAAUGAUUUAACAGACUCUGACCCUUUACAUGUUGGCUCAGCUAUUGAAGAUUUUGUUAGGCUAUUGCAUGACACCUAUGGUGUUAAAAUUGUCUGCGUGUGCCAGACCAUCAUGCGCCAGGGCGCAGUGGUCUUUAAUCGUAAGGCCAAGCUGUUAACGAAAUACCUUCGGGUAGUUUUAGAGCCUAUACCUUAUGCUAUCUUUUGGGGCCAUAGGGGGUUUUGGCGCCCGACU